CGCAGCACGCACGCCAAGAGGCUGAGCAUAAGCAUGCUGUCAGAAAGAAAUCACAACUUCACGCGCUGACAGAGAGAUAAACAUGUGCUGUACACGAGCAGCGGCAUAAGACGGGUUUAGGUUAUCCAAGUUAAAGUCGAGUGUGUGUGUUUUUUUUAAAAAAACACUUGAUUUAAAACCUUGAACAAUGAAAGAAAAGUGUGUGGGCGCACUUUUGUGCUUCGUGUCCUUUCUUAUAGGCUCCUCAAGGGCAACUUUCAAUCUUACUAUCCUACACACGAAUGAUGUUCACGCUAGGUUCGAACAGCUGAACAAGUACGGGGGCAGGUGUCCCUCUGAUAAGGCCACAGAGGGCAAGUGUUUCGGCGGUGUCGCUCGACAGAUGACAAAGGUCCAAGAAAUCCGACAGAAAAACCCAAACGUACUUUUCCUUAAUGCAGGAGAUUAUUACCAGGGGACGCUGUAUUACACGAUUCACAAAUGGCGAAUAGUGGCCGAUUUCAUGAACAGACUUGGACACGACGCUAUGGCCUUGGGAAAUCAUGAAUUCGACGACGGUAUCGAUGGCCUCGUCCCUUUUUUGGAGAAUGUGUCGUUUCCUGUUCUGAGUUGCAAUAUUAAUUCAACUCUCGUCACCAGUCUCCACGGAAAGAUCAAACGGUCCAAAACGGUAAAGAUUAGCGACCAGACCAUUGGUCUGGUAGGCUUCACCACUAAAGAUACAGCCGAUAUCGCUAAAGUGGGAGAUCUGGUGUUUACAGAUGAAGUGGAAUGUUUACAAAUGGGAGUCUACAGCUUGAAAAACAGAUACAUCAUAGGUAAUCCACCCUCGUCAGAAGAAGCAGAAGACACCUACCCGGUAGUAGUGGAAAACCUGAGUGGUAAUAAGGCUUUAGUCGUUCAAGAUUAUGCAUUCGGAAAGUACCUCGGGUACCUUCAGGUGGGCUUCGAUAAUAAAGGUCGUGUGAUGUCGUGGAAUGGGAACCCCAUUCUUCUUGAUAAUGAAGUAGAAGAAGAUUCAUCAGUUUUAAAGGCACUUGCUCCCUACACAAAAGAAGUAAUAGAGAAAGGAAGAAAAACAGUGGGGCACACUAAAGUUCUACUGAGGGGAGACAGAAAGGUGUGCAGGAUGAUGGAAUGUAACCUAGGAAAUUUCAUAGCUGAUGCUGCCGUCCACCAGUACAUCAACGCCCCUAGUGGAGAUAAGUGGAGCAGAGUGGCCAUUGGUAUAUGGAAUUCUGGAGGAAUCAGAGCAUCCAUCGAUGAAAUAAUCAAUCAAGGUAAAGUAACCAUGGAAGAUGUGCUCUCCGUGUCACCAUUUAGAAAUACCAUCGACAUCGUGGACUUGUACGGACGUGAUUUAGUCACAUUACUAGAACAUUCGGUUUCCGAAUACGACGAAAAAGCACAGGAUCCCCCAGGUCGAUUUUUACAAAUUUCAGGAAUAAGAGUGACGUAUGACAUACACAGAUCGCCUGGAAGCAGAGUAGUGGAUUUAAAAGCGAAGUGUACAAGUUGCCGCAUUCCCCGAUACUUGCCUGUAAACGAGAGUGGAAUAUAUAGCGUUGUCAUGCCGACCUACUUAGCAAAAGGAGGAGAUGGCUUUGCCUUCAUUCCACAUAAAGCAGUAAAACUUCACAACACAGGGGACCUUGACUCAGACUUGAUUGUAAAGUAUAUUCAGAAGACUACUCCGGUGACUCAAGGCCUCGAAGAUAGGAUUACAUUCCGAUCCAAGGGGAAAGACUGUAAUGCCACGAGCAGAAUAAUCAACAGUAUUCUUCUUUCAUCUUUACUACUUCUUUUUCUUAAACAAAUGUAAAAAUUGUAUACCGCGUUUAAAAAUAUAUAUAUUGAUAGUUUUAUUCUUAGACUUUUACUUGGGUUACAAAAAAAAGCUGAUUUAUAUUGCACAUUUGUUUUAUUCCAGUCGAAGUAAACGAAAACCAGUGACGUUUGUGUACAAAACUAGCUUACUCUUUGUGACAGUGAAGAAAAUAAUGUAUAUAAUUAUAUCCACUAUGAGCGUCUUUACAAUAAGACCUUCAGAAUUGUUGCAUCACUAAAAACACCUAUAAAUCAAUAGGAUUUUUCACUAUAAGUAAGCUUUUUUGUCACGUUAACAGAGAAAGAAUUUUGUUAUAAUUAUCAAGAUGCCAAUCAUUUUUAGCACGUACUCCUUGUAAUAUAUAUUGUAUAUUAUCACAUAAAUUCAUUAUGUAUUCAGAGUAAGAUACCUUUUCACUUUUUCUGAUUGAUUCCACAGACUAUUGAACAGGACUUCACUGUAAUAAAUGAUUAAAUCUCCGAAUUAUGCACGAAAAAUAAAUUAAUACGUAUGUCACAAGUUUAAGAAAUAUUGUCUCUCUCUAAACAGAAA
Molecule: messenger RNA, 2380 nt
Organism: Limulus polyphemus (Atlantic horseshoe crab)
Lineage: Eukaryota; Metazoa; Arthropoda; Merostomata; Xiphosura; Limulidae
Product: 5'-nucleotidase-like
Exons: 9
Coding region: 188-1822 (544 amino acids)
Biological process (GO): AMP catabolic process
Cellular component (GO): plasma membrane
Molecular function (GO): metal ion binding; nucleotide binding; 5'-nucleotidase activity
Source: RefSeq, a predicted model, not a curated record